This is a messenger RNA of Prunus avium (sweet cherry), 854 nucleotides long. Its product is annotated as blue copper protein-like. Gene Ontology annotation, molecular function: electron transfer activity. The record is from RefSeq and is a predicted model, not a curated record. Gene Ontology annotation, cellular component: plasma membrane. NCBI's taxonomy places the organism in Eukaryota, Viridiplantae, Streptophyta, Magnoliopsida, Rosales, Rosaceae.
AUAGUUUUAUUAUCACAAAAGGCUUCUUCUUCUCUCUCUAUCUCUCAUAGUUGCUAGCUCAUCAAAAUGGCAGGCACAUGGGCUGCAAUUGUGGGCAUGUUCCUUGUACUUUCCAUGGUCAUGAUGCCAAGCUGCUUAGCCACUGUCUACACUGUUGGAGACUCCUCUGGCUGGACUAGUGGUGUUGAUUAUAGCACUUGGACUAGUGGCAAGACCUUUGCAGUUGGUGAUAGCCUAGCGUUCAACUAUGGAAGUGGGCACACAGUGGAUGAAGUGAGUGGAAGUGACUACAAGACAUGCACAGUGGGCAAUUCAAUCACAAGUGAUAGCAGUGGAGCCACCACCAUCCCUCUCAAGGCUGCUGGGACUCGUUACUUCAUUUGUGCUGUGGUUGGGCAUUGUGGGAUGGGGAUGAAGCUUUCUGUGAAUGUAGUAGGGUCAGGAUCAACAGCAGCACCAUCUACCAAGGGUUCACCCUCACCGGCUACUUCCGGCAGUAACUCUACAGUUACCAGCCCUGCAGUUACCAGCCCUGCAGUUACCACACCCUCAUCAACAGGCGUAGACAACAGUCUAUCUACCUCUCCGGUUGUGGCUUUGUGGAGCAUUUGUGUUACUUGGGUUGCUAUUUGUGUGUUGGUUCUUUCAUAAGUUUGGCAGGCUGGUGAUUGCUCUAAAUAUUGCCAGGAUAGAGGCAGUGCUAUUUUCUCCCUGUUUUAUUAGCGGUGAUUUGAGUUUCUUAUGUUAUAAUUAUUUUUUCCAAUUUUAAAAAGACCAAAAAAAAAUUAGGGUUCAUAAUAUAUAUAUAUGUAGCCUGAUUGAUGUUAAUAAUAUGCACUUUGCGUUUGAAAUUA